Messenger RNA from Cylindrotheca closterium, 1107 nucleotides. The record is from the annotation of a GenBank genome assembly. Lineage: Eukaryota; Bacillariophyta; Bacillariophyceae; Bacillariales; Bacillariaceae.
AUGAGAAUAAGACGUCCACCAAGUAGUCAUGAGAUUAGCAACAGCAAUGUCAAUGACAAUCAUAAUGAGGAAAUGGAGUCACGUGGUGGCUUAAUCUUCUUUUUGCAUGUUCCAAAGACUGGCGGAACUUCGAUUCGACGCAACUUUGAAAACUUGGAACAUGUGGAAUACAUCUUUGGUCGAAAUUAUUCAGUUUAUUGGAAUGAAGCACCGAAAGUCGAAGAUUUGAUUCAGGGAAAGUCCCUUUUGCAACGCAAUCAGAAUCGCAAACACAAGAAUCGACUGCGAGCUAUCAGUGACGAGGGCAACGAACAAGGAAAGGUUCUAUUCUUUGAAGUUCAUGCUUCCACAGCUCCAUCGUUUUAUAACUUGAGACAACGAUUGGCCCGUUGGAGACAAGUCGCCAAGCGGAAUCAAGUUCCAGUUUUCUUUUUUACCGUCGUGAGAGAUCCAAUUGCCUUUGCUAUUUCUCAUUUCAAUUACUUUCAUGUGGACGUGCGAAACCCCUCCUUUGAACAUGUCAAUGCGACCCAAGAGAAUUUCUUGCGCUUCUCUCUGCACAAUCCGCAAUGUCAAUUUUUGUUCAAGGGGGAAGCCUCGAUGCGGAAGCAACUCAACAAAAGGAAGACAAAGGAAACAAGUGCAAAGUUGGACGAUAGCGCCGAUUCUGAGAGCUCCAAUCCUUUCAACGCUAGUGCCAUCAUUUCAUCAGACGAAUGCUCAAAAGUGCAGGAUCAGAUGCUAGAAUUGUUCGACUGGAUUGGAACAACGGAAACCUUGUCCAAUGAGACGCUGCCUCUACUAGCGGAUAUACUGGGCCGGGAUGGGAAGUUUGCAACUUAUCGAGUCUCGGACAAAGUGAAAAAAGUGCCAGUCGAUUUGUGGGGGAAAGAACACAUGACUGACUUUGGAAGGCAAGUCAUUCAAGAACGAUCGCAAUUAGACUUGGAACUGUACCACCGCAUCCAAGAAGAGUAUCCCUACUGCAUGUGGAAGACAAAGGAUCCUCAAAGGCAACAGUAUCAGCAGUCACCACAAGGCAAUGAGAACUACGAACCACAAGGGAACGAGAAUUACGAAGACUACGAAGACUACGAAGAGCUCUGA